Acytostelium subglobosum LB1 is the source of this 1269-nucleotide messenger RNA. RefSeq lists its product as hypothetical. Gene Ontology annotation, biological process: SCF-dependent proteasomal ubiquitin-dependent protein catabolic process. Gene Ontology annotation, cellular component: SCF ubiquitin ligase complex. The annotation marks the transcript as partial. The record is from RefSeq and is a predicted model, not a curated record. The transcript has 3 exons. NCBI's taxonomy places the organism in Eukaryota, Evosea, Eumycetozoa, Acytosteliales, Acytosteliaceae.
AUGUUACUUAACCAAUAUGUGUACGAACUGUUGGCAUCAUGCUGUGUUAGAUGGAUUGACUUUGUGAGACUGGGCGCAACAUGCCAACAUUAUCAUCGUCUGAUGGUGCGCUCAUCACGUUGGAAACAACUCAAUCUGGGAGGUUGUCAUUGGUUAACAGACAAGUUGCUGUUCCAUCUUACAAAGGUGCUAGAUGGAUACAUUAGACAAGGCUUUCAAACACCGUUCGUUGAAUCACUCACAUUGGAUGGCUGCUACCAGCUCUCCAACCGAGUGAUGGACUACAUCAGCCGAUGCUACGUCCUCUCCAACAUUGCUCAUCUCUCAUUGGACAAUUGUCAGAUCACAUCGAUCAAGGACUUCUUUGGCAGACAUGUCUCGACCUUGGCACCUCCCACCAAUCAGGCCUCCGAAGGUCCAGAGGACCCGCCCCAGCCCAUGCCCAGAGGUCCACUCCUCUCACUGCGCAUACCAACGUUGCAGGCGAACCAAACAACGCCAAUCCUAUCACAUCUAUCAUCGUUGACUUCACUCACUCUGCCUGGCUCGGUCGAUCAUUAUAUGAUGUUGCGAUUCAUUGAGUCGUCGCCACGUCUCGAGCGACUGAGGAUCGAGUCGCGCAACAAAGACAACCUGUUCAACACAUUGAUAAUCGAGAAGUUGUGCCAACUGCGUAGUCUACAGGAUAUACAUCUGAUGGCAAUGACCGCAAUGACUGGAGAGAAUGUUGGCAUGCUCGCAAUGAACCUCGUGAACAUCAAGCGCAUAUCGAUCACCAACAACUCACAACUCACUGGCGACUUUGUCAACGUGGUGCUAGACAGCUGCAAGAGUCUUGUCGAGCUCAACAUUAGAUACUGUCGCAAUGUUGGUGAUGUGAGCAUGCGCAACACAUCACUCCAGGUCUUGGAUGCCUCUCACACGAUUACAUCCGCCAACUUGGAUCUGCCCAAUCUCCGUACACUCUUGCUCAACUCCUGGGGUCUUGGCGACAAUGACCACUGUCACCAGCUAUUCAGCAGACAUCCAUUGUUAAGACAUCUUGACUUGACCAACUGUAACGUCAACGAUGAUCAACUAUCAAUCAUACUAUCAUAUUGUCAGAACAUUCAAACAUUGAACUUAGAUAGAUGUCCAAUCACUCGGACAUCGAUCAAUCAUAUAUUCGACAACUGUAAAGACUUGUUCAAGAUCGUACUAAGUAACACCGUGAUUGCCAAGCAUCCAGAACAAGCCAACAAACUGUUGGAACUCAAGUACACUCCAUCU